This is a messenger RNA of Talpa occidentalis (Iberian mole), 2560 nucleotides long. It is a transcript of the gene PLEKHG6, whose product is annotated as pleckstrin homology and RhoGEF domain containing G6. Gene Ontology annotation, molecular function: guanyl-nucleotide exchange factor activity; GTPase activator activity. The transcript has 15 exons. Lineage: Eukaryota; Metazoa; Chordata; Mammalia; Eulipotyphla; Talpidae. The record is from RefSeq and is a predicted model, not a curated record. The coding region runs from base 108 to 2312 and encodes 734 amino acids.
CCGCGCUGGCUGCGGAACCCGGGACACCUGCCCGUACAGGCUCAGGAGACCCCUUUCUCCUGGACGUUGGGACAAUGACCCUUUGGAGGUGACCCAGGAGAGAAGGGAUGAGGGCUGUUGAUUCUCCAGAUUGGGGUGUUACCCACGGCCUGGUUGCCUCCCGCAUUGAGACCUAUGGGGGCAAAUCCCAGACUAACAGUCUCCAUCCCAGAGGAGUCUCUAAGCUGGAGUUUCCCAACACUCAUGAGCUGGAGACAAAGCUGCAUGAAUUCAGCAUGUAUGGGAUACCCCGGCUGCCUCCCGAGGACCAGCAGCACUGGGAGAUCGGAGAAGGCAAUUGGGGCAGCCUGGCCACUGAGACGUCUUGGAAGGAGCUGGUGCCAGGGCACAAGGAGAUGAGCCGGGAUCUCUGCCACCAGCAGGAAGCACUCUGGGAGCUACUGACCACUGAGCUGAUCUACGUGCAGAAGCUCAAGAUUAUGACCGACCUCAUCGUCAACAGUUUGCUGAACUUGCACCGUGUGGGACUGCUAACAGAAGUGUCAGCUGAGCCCCUUUUUGGAAGUGUCCCCAGCUUGAUUCGAGCCCACCAGAGCUUUUGGGAGGAGGUGCUGGGGCCCACCCUGCAGGAGACUCGAGCCUCAGGCCAGCCUCUGGACCCAGUCAGUCUGCAAAAUGGCUUCCUGAAGUUCAAGGAGCGGUUCCAUCCCUAUGUCAAGUACUGCACACAAGUGAGGCAGACCAUGGCUCAUGCCCGGGAGCUGCAAGACAGUAACCAUCUCUUCCAUGUCUUCGUGCAGUGGUGUGAGAAACACAAGUGCUCAGGGAGACAGCAGCUGGGGGACCUGCUCAUCAAGCCCCACCAGCGCAUCACCAAGUACCCACUGCUGCUCCAGGCUGUGCUCAAGAGGAGCCCGGAGGCCCGGGCCCAGGAGGCCCUGACAGCCAUGAUUGGAGCCGUGGUGUCAUUCCUGCGGGACAUCAAUAAGAAAGUCCGCCAGAGUGAGGAGCAGAAGAGCUUGGAGGCUGCCACCAAACGCAUUGGACGCUAUGAGGUGCUGGAGCCAUCCAACGAGGAGGUGGAGAAGAGACUGCGUCCGUUCUCCUCCCUGAACCUGCUGGGCCCCAUAACGGGGGUGGCCUCCGAGCACACCAGGCAGCUGCUGCAUGAGGGACCCGCCAGAGUGAAGGAGGGCCGGGAAGCGAAGCUGGACGUGUACCUGUUGCUCUUCUCUGACGUGCUCCUGGUGACCAAGCCCCAGCGCAGAACAGACCAGGUCAAGGUCAUCCGCGCCCCGCUCAUGCUGGAUAAGCUUGUGUGCCAACCACUCCGAGAGCCUAACAUCUUCCUCAUGAUCCACCUCACGGAGUUCCAAUGCGCCUCCAGCGCCCUCAUUGUGCAUUGUCCCAGCCCUGCAGACCGAGCCCGGUGGCUGGAGAAGACCCAGCAGGCCCAGAGCACCCUGCAAAAGCUAAAGAUAGAAGAGUACACCCAACAGAGGAGGGAUCUCCUGGCCCUCUACCGGGACCAGAAGCAAGAGUCCCCAGGCACCAGGCCCUCCACACCCUCCACAGUCUCCCUGGAGAGCUCUCAGAGCAGCACGGAGGAGAGGACUUCUGAGUUCUCCGCCGUCAACCCCCGACUUGUGGUGACGGAAGACACAGAGGAAGAGGCUCCCUCAGGCCAGGAGGAUACCUCAGACUCCGGCUACGGCACGCUGGUCUCAAACUCCUCCAGGGGGUUCCGCUCCCCCCUGAGCCGUGCACGCCCUCGAGCCCUUCGGCGGGACCCUCGCCUCAUCCGUUCCACCCUGGACCUCCGAGAUGUUUCUUUGCGCCCCCAGCCUCCUGACCCCCAAGCCCUCCAACGACGAAGUGCCCCAGAACUGCCAGAGGAAGGAAUCCGACAAGGCGGCACUCUUCCCAGGGGCCCCCCCGCCGCCUGGUCUGGGGAAGAAGAGAGAACUCUGGGGGGCGAGAAUGUGGUGGUGGAAAGCUUGCACAGGGCCCGACUUCGGGGGCAGGUCCCCCUCUCCCCAGCCCACACUGACUCUGCUGGGGAAAGCCCCCGGGAGUCGUCAGGGGAUGAGGAAGAAGAGCCGUCCUUCUUCUUCCACCACCUUCGGGCCGAGGACAGGCUCAGAGAGGACAGGCUCCGAGAGAUCCGGGAGGAUCUGGCCUGCCAAAGGAUCGAGGGCAUCCCGGAGCCCAGGGACUGCAAGCCUCAGAAGCUGACCCAGGCCCAGCUGCUCAGGAUGCGGGGGAACCAUGUCAUACAGCUGGACAGCACCCUAACCACAUCGGAGGCGUGAGGAACACUAAGGACGUCGAGCAUUAGAAACUCCUCCCCGAGAGUGCUGGUCACCCCCCCACCCCUGGACUCUACCUCAAGGACCACACUCCCCACGAAGAUGCCUGGUCCAGGCCCCCCAUGCUUCUUGCUCAAGGAUUUAGGGGAUCAAGAGCUGUACAUUUAUGUGCCGUCCACACAACAGACACCCCCAUAAAGUUGUGCAUAGAAAUGACGGCUUGGUCGGUGCUAGAUGGUGUGAGGAGCACG